This is a messenger RNA of Mangifera indica (mango), 3268 nucleotides long. RefSeq names its product receptor protein-tyrosine kinase CEPR1-like. Gene Ontology annotation, molecular function: ATP binding; receptor serine/threonine kinase binding; protein kinase activity. The record is from RefSeq and is a predicted model, not a curated record. The coding region runs from base 122 to 2998 and encodes 958 amino acids. The transcript is spliced from 2 exons. Gene Ontology annotation, biological process: protein phosphorylation. Lineage: Eukaryota; Viridiplantae; Streptophyta; Magnoliopsida; Sapindales; Anacardiaceae.
UUACUGCUGCACCAAAUGAUCCCCUCAAUCAUGCCAUUUAUAAACUUCUUCUCUUCCUCACUGCCUUCCUUGCAACAACAACCUUAACUACCUCUCUAUUGCUGUUUUCUUUUCUCUAAAAAUGGCUCUCUGCUCAUUUUUCUUUCUUUUUCUGGUACUUGCCAUUCUGCCUCAUCCUUCUCAAGGUAUUACUGGUAACCAGUCUCAGUUCUUUGCUCUUAUGAAGACCUCUUUAACAGGAAACAAGUUAUCUGGAUGGGAUAUUGAUGGAGGGAAACCUUACUGCAAUUUCUCAGGAAUUAGCUGCAACAACCAAGGUUAUGUGGACAAGAUUAACAUCUCCGGUUGGUCACUUUCUGGGCAGUUUCCAUCUGGAGUAUGCUCUUACUUGCCACGGUUACGUAUUCUUCGUCUUGACUGCAACCAUCUCUAUGGAAACUUUUUUGACAGCUUUGUCAAUUGCUCUUUCCUGGAAGAACUCAAUAUGAGUUUUGUAUUCCUCAGAGGAACACUUCCUGAUUUAUCACCAAUGAAAUCUCUGCGGAUAAUAGACCUUACAUACAAUCUCUUCACUGGCGACUUCCCCAUGUCAGUGACUAAUCUCUCCAAUCUUGUGGUGCUCAACUUUAAUGAAAAUCCAGGUUUCAAUCCAUGGCAACUUCCGGAGAAUAUUUCUCUAUUGACGAAGCUCAGAUUCAUGAACUUGGGCACCUGCGACUUGCAUGGUCGAAUCCCGCCAUCAAUAGGAAACAUGACUUCUCUAACUGAUCUUGAAUUAACUGGGAAUUUUCUCACGGGUCAGAUUCCUCCAGAGAUUGGAUUGCUGAAGAACUUGCAGCAGCUUGAGUUAUAUUACAAUCAGCACCUUUCUGGCAAUAUACCUGAGGAACUAGGAAACCUGACGGAGCUCACAGAUUUGGACAUGUCUGUCAAUCACUUGACGGGUAAGAUUCCAGAAUCCAUUGGUAGGCUGCCCAAGCUAGGAGCCUUGCAGCUUUACAACAACAGCCUCACGGGAGAAAUUCCAAGUUCACUUGGAAAUUCAACAACCUUAACUAUCUUAUCACUCUACGACAAUUUUCUCACUGGAGAAGUUCCUCGCAAUCUGGGGCAAUUUUCAAGCAUGAUUGUUCUUGAUGUAUCUGAGAAUCGCCUAGCAGGUCCACUUCCAACUCAGGUCUGCAAUGGAGGUAAACUGAACUACUUUCUUGUCCUGUCAAACUUGUUUUCUGGAGAGUUACCUGCUAGUUUAGAAAAAUGCACAUCUCUUUUAAGAUUUCGAGUCAGCAACAACAGUUUGGAGGGCCCAAUCCCUCAAGGUAUAUUUGGUCUUCCCCAUGCUUCAAUCAUUGAUUUGAGUUCCAACAGUUUCAGUGGUCCAAUUGCAAAGACAAUUGAAAAUGCCAGAAACUUAUCCGAAUUGUUUCUGUCAAACAACAAGAUUUCAGGUGUCUUGCCUCCUGAAAUUUCUGGAGCUAUCAAUUUGGUGAAAAUUGAUCUCAGUAAUAAUUUACUGUCUGGCCCCAUUCCUUCAGAAAUUGGAAACUUAAAGAAGCUAAAUUUGCUGAUUUUGCAAAGCAACCAGCUGAAUUCUCACAUUCCGAAGUCACUUUCUUCACUAAAAUCUCUCAAUGUCCUUGAUCUCUCCAACAACCUCCUCAGCGGAGAUGUCCCUGAUAGUCUCUGCGAAUUGUUGCCCAACUCUAUCAACUUUUCAAACAAUCAGCUUUCUGGUCCAGUUCCUCUCUGUUUGAUUAAAGGGGGUUUGGUUGAAAGCUUCUCGAGCAACCCAGGUCUCUGUGUUACAGUCAAUGUUAAAUCAUCCGACCAAGAUUUUCCUUUAUGUUCUAAAACUUACAACCAACGGAGGCUGAAUUCCGUGUGGGCAAUAGUGAUUUCAGCUGUUAUUAUUUCCAUUGGACUGAUCCUGUUUGUGAAACGCCGGCUUAGUAAACAAAGAGCUCUGAUGGAACAUGAUGAUACUUUGUCUUUAUCAAUCUUUUCAUAUGAUGUAAAGAGUUUCCAUCGAAUUAAUUUCGAUCAACGCGAAAUACUUGAAGCCAUGAUUGAAAAGAACGAAGUGGGGCAAGGAGGAUCUGGGACAGUGUAUAAAAUUGAGUUGAAUAAUGGGGAGACGGUUGCAGUGAAGAAAUUGUGGAAGCAGAGAACAAAAGAUUCUGCUUCAGAAGAUCAAUCACUCAUCGACAAGGAGUUGAAAACUGAGGUGGAGACUCUAGGAAAUAUAAGGCACAAAAACAUAGUGAAGUUAUACUGCUACUUCUCCAGUUUGGACUGCAAUUUGUUGGUUUAUGAGUACAUGCCAAAUGGAAACCUUUGGGAUGCUCUCCACAAAGGAUGGAUCACACUGGAUUGGCCUACUCGCCAUAAAAUUGCAUUUGGUGUUGCUCAGGGUUUGGCUUACCUUCACCAUGGUUUGUUGCAACCGAUUAUUCACAGAGAUAUCAAGUCAACCAACAUCUUAUUAGAUGUCAAUUAUCAGCCUAAAGUUGCAGACUUUGGGAUAGCCAAAGUUUUGCGAGCUAGAGGAGGCAAAGAUUCAACCACUACAGUUAUUGCAGGGACCUACGGUUAUUUGGCACCUGAAUACGCAUAUUCAUCUAAAGCAACAACCAAGUGCGAUGUGUACAGUUUCGGGGUAGUGUUAAUGGAGCUAAUAACAGGAAGGAAACCAGUAGAGGCAGAUUUUGGAGAGUAUAAAAACAUCAUCUACUGGGUUUCAACAAAAGUUGACAGCAUGGAAAGUGUAAUGGAGGUAUUAGACAAGCGAUUAUCAGGCUCAUUCAGAGACGAAAUGAUUCAGGUCCUCAAGAUCGCCAUUCACUGUACAAACAAGGCGCCUGCAGUUCGCCCAACAAUGAAUGAGGUUGUUAAGUUGCUCGCUGGGGCUGACCCUUGUAAAUUCAACACCUGCAAGUCUUCAGAUAAGACCAAAGAAUCCUUCAAUGUCACCAAAAUAAAGAACCCAUCAGAAUUAUGAUUGUGUUUUAGGUGAAGUAAUAUAGAACAGUAUAGUCUAUAGAAUUAUUGAGAGGCUUUAUCAUAAAGAGCAACUUAGUUACUCUAUUAUUGUCUUUUUAGUAGUUUACUAAUUAAUUAGCUUGUAGAUUCUAUCUCUUACCCUUUUUCUUUCUUCUUUUUUCCCUUGUAAGCAUUUGAGAAAUGUAAUCACUAUAACUGCUUCAUGGCAACGCAUAGCAUCUAUAUCAGUUAGACACCCACAAGAGCAAUCAUUUUCUAGCUUUUAAGA